Schistosoma spindalis is the source of this 678-nucleotide messenger RNA. The record is from the annotation of a GenBank genome assembly. Lineage: Eukaryota; Metazoa; Platyhelminthes; Trematoda; Strigeidida; Schistosomatidae.
AUGAGUAGUAAUCAAUUGUCUAUAAUGAAUCAUUUAAAUUCUAUAAAUCUUUAUCAAUCAAAUAAAGAAUAUAAAAUACCAAUUAUUUCUACAUUGAAUGAUUUGAUUAAAACAAUAAGAAGUGUAUUUAAUAAAGAUCAUAUUGAUAUUAAUGAAGUACAUACAAUUUUAGAGUAUUUUCAAUGUGAUUUCUCAGAAUGGAGUAAAUAUAUAUUUUAUAAUAAAACAAAAUAUACACGUAAUUUGAUAGAUGAAGGCAAUGGAAAGUACAAUCUGUUAUUAUUAUGCUGGAGUGAAGAUCAAGGAACAGGAGUACAUGAUCAUGCUGGAUCUGAUUGUUUUGUCAAAAUUAUAAAAGGUCAAAUAAAAGAAACUAUUUACGAUUGGCCAAAACAUUUCAAUUCAAAAAAUUCAUAUAACUCUACUGAUGAAACUGAUUCUCCAUUAGUGGUGAAAUCAGUAACUGUAAUGAAUCCUGGUGAAGUCACCUAUAUGCAUGAUAAAAUUGGAAUACAUCGUUUACAGAAUUUCAGUAAAACAGAAACUGCUAUUACAUUACACUUAUACUGUCCACCUUAUACAGAAUCUAUGAAUUUUGAAGAGUCUACUUCAAAAUCAAAUUCUUUAAUCAAUAAAUCAGGAACUAAGAUACUCAACUUACCGUUAUGGUCAUUUUAA